UGUUUGCGACAACGUAGUCAUAACUCAAAAAACCGAAAUUUUUAGUUAAUAAUACAGAUAAAAUCUGCGAAAAGAGUAGAAUUUGCUUCAAAAACGACAUUUCUCGCGAUCGUUCAUGUAAGAGCGAGACAUAAGUUGUAACGAUAUAUCGCUAUCUCGCUCGUUUUGGUCCUUUGCUACGACAUCGUCACUACUCAGUUGCGCCGCGGCAGUGUCAGUGGGUGGUUGUGCGUGUUUUCGUCAAGACCGAAAUAUUUCGAAUUGAAACGUUGUUGAUGAUAAAGGUCAUGUAAUGAUGGAGUCCAGGGGUAGGAAGAUGCUAGCCUUAUUAGAACGGAAUAAAAAUGAUACUGUGGGCACCAGCGAGGAACAAUGUACUUCGGCUGAUAGCAGUUCGAAAGGAGUUACCCAGACACCCAAAGAAAACAGCGAAGAAACAGAUGUAACAAGACCUUCAUUGAAUGAAACCGGCUAUGGUAAUUCUACUCAAACUCAUGUCAGUAGCAGUUCUAGCAACUCAUCAACUGAUUCUUCAGACUCAUCAUCAUCUGAUUCGGAAUCCUUUUGUGAAGAUAGCGACGACUCUAUCUGAAAGGACUCUAUCUAUAUAAGGAUCCAAUGUAUAUACCGCCCAAAAACCCAAGU
Aricia agestis (brown argus) is the source of this 645-nucleotide messenger RNA. Its product is annotated as dentin sialophosphoprotein-like. The transcript is spliced from 5 exons. Lineage: Eukaryota; Metazoa; Arthropoda; Insecta; Lepidoptera; Lycaenidae. The record is from RefSeq and is a predicted model, not a curated record. The coding region runs from base 293 to 592 and encodes 99 amino acids.